Messenger RNA from Nannizzia gypsea CBS 118893, 942 nucleotides. RefSeq lists its product as hypothetical. The transcript is spliced from 2 exons. The coding region runs from base 1 to 942 and encodes 313 amino acids. The record is from RefSeq and is a predicted model, not a curated record. NCBI's taxonomy places the organism in Eukaryota, Fungi, Ascomycota, Eurotiomycetes, Onygenales, Arthrodermataceae.
AUGGACAAAAAGGACGCUACAGCUCGUUUGUUACCACCAAUUGACGCCUCCUACCAGCCUGCAAGGGCGGUCACCAAAAUACCGGCAACGUCUACUCUAGAGGAGAUUCUAGAGAUCCUAGAGCGGGAUGGCGGAGUUAUUCUAACCGAUUUUGCUUCAAAAGAGACUAUGGAUAAGAUCGAUGUGGAACUGGAGCCUCAUACGAAACCUAUCGUUGCCAAUGAUUCAUACGACGACUUUAUUGGAAAAAAGACUCUCGUUAUCCCCGGCCUGAUUGCAAAGUCUGACACCCUUGCCAACAUCCUUGAUACCAAUGAGACCAUAGAGAAACUCCUCAAAGUGAUUCUAGAAGAGAGAUAUCCAGCAGUUUUUGAAGGGCAUACUGAGGAACUCGUCGUUGAUCCGCUGCUGAGCAUUGCCAUGGGUUUCCAUGUUGGCCAAGGCUCUCCUCGUCAGGCACUACACAGAGAUGACAUGAUUUUCUCUAGCAAACACCACCCAAACAUGAAGAUUAAUGAAGUAGACGGUUUUAGCUGCUUUAUUGCGGGAAGCAAAAUCACUCGCGAAAACGGAGGUACGAUGGUUAUCCUUGGUUCUCAUAAGUGGGAGCAUGAUAGACGUGGCCGACCUGACGAGGUUUCUUUCCUUGAAAUGGAGAGGGGUUCGGCUUUCAUUUUCCUUAGCACUAUGGCUCAUGGCGCAGGAUACAAUACAAUUCCGGGAGAGAUUCGUAAGAUUAUGAAUCUUGUCUUUUGCCGAGGGACCCUUCGUCAGGAGGAGAACCAAUUUUUGUGUAAUCCUCGAAGCAAGGUCCUGAAGAUGAGCCCAAAGAUGCAAACCCUACUCGGGUUCAAGAAGCCAGCGGGAACUUGGCUAGGAAUGGUUGAAAAUGACGACCCAGCGAAGGAUCUCGCUGCCAUUUACGAGAAGAUAUUGCAGUAA